This is a messenger RNA of Xyrichtys novacula (pearly razorfish), 18796 nucleotides long. The record is from the annotation of a GenBank genome assembly. Lineage: Eukaryota; Metazoa; Chordata; Actinopteri; Labriformes; Labridae.
AUUGUUGUACUCUUACAAUAUGGCUGCCUGCUCUGCGGCAGCAAGUGAGAUGCUACAUAACAUGAAAAAACAAAUAUCGUUAUUAUAUCCAAAGGCGUCGUGUGUGAUAAGACGAAUAAGUACAUCAUGUUUAAGAUGCGACAGUCAGCGGCAGGUCAGAGCUCAAAGGUAAGUAAAGCUGCCGGUGUGACAUCUUUGUUUCAGGUCUUCUUUGACCUGAUACACUCCAACAAACCUGCAUAUGAGGUAGUAGUGAACGUUCAGUUCACCUCUCGUAGUGGCGCAGGUACACAUCAUUACUUAGCAAAAUACUUUGGACAUUUAGCAGUACCCGACAUAAUUUAUUUUAUUUUAUUUUUGUAAUUUAUUUUUGUCAUAAAAACAAAACUUGUCUCAUUUCGUAACAUCUUUAUAAGUUAAGAUAUGUUCUGGUUAAACAGUUGAGUUAAGACGUAUGCCCAUCAAAGCGGAAGUGCUGUUGCCAUGGUUUCCACAGCUGGAGCAGUUUUGUGGAUGUCUGUUUUCUCCAUCACAGUGUGAUUCCCUUUAGCUCAAAGUGGUACCUUGUGAAUUAAGUGUAACAUUGUAAUAAAGUUAGCGCACAUAUGCAAAAAUAUUUUCUUCUUUUCUUUGGUUUUAAUUAGUUGUGAAGAAGGUUUAUAACAGACACUAUGCCACAGCAAAGUAAACAAGCACUAAUUUUAUGUAACCCUGCCUCAUUUUGUGUGACAGCUCCCAACCUGAUGAAUCCCUUAUCUUGCUAAGUUCUUACUUUUCUGACAUCUACAGUCAUCCAUAGUUUUUUUUUUCUUUCUGUCAUACCAUAAGUUUUAUACAGCUUAUAUGUACACCUACGAAUCGAUGAGUUAUGACACCGUGUAAAAGGUUGACCUAUUGAAAAUAAUAGUUUGCAUAUUCAUUUUAAACCUAUAAUAAUUCCCAAAUAGUGCAAAAAACAACACACCAACUGUGAAGAGUAAAAAAUAUCAAUUAUUUAUAAUACAUUGCUUAUUUUUUUAAUUGAUGCCAGCGACACAUUCAACAUUUUAGGGAGGGGCAUGCUCAUCAUUGAGUUACAUUUCCUUUUCUUUUAAGAACACUGUGUAACCUUCAGGACUGAGGAAACCAAUUUCUGAAAUUCUAAAAGAACAUUUUGACACAUUCUUGCCUGGCCUACAAAUUCAGUUUCUCACUAAAGGGUCUCCCAUAUCAUAUUGAGGUGAUACUGCAGGCAGACCACUUAAGCACCUGAAAUCUUCUACUGCAGUGCCAUACUGCUGUAAUACAUGCAAAAAGAAAAUGUAGUUUGGCAUCUUCUCACCAAAAUUUGUAAGGUCUAUUUUUUUAGUGCACAGUCUGUCGCUCUAAAUCCUUGAAUUUUUAGCUUCUGUGAUGCCUUUUCCAAUGUGUUAAAUGCAAUCGAACAUAUUAUUUAAAUGAUUUCAACACCACCAUGUUUUGUCUUUAUCAACAUUUACCCUCAGCGUUCAGGUUAUUCUGGAGAUGGGAUCGUAUAUCAAUCACUGUUGAUGUAUUCCAUGUGUCAAGUUCAGAUUUAACCACUGGGCUGAGAGGUUAAGACUGUCAGUAUGAAUAUUUUUUCUUCUUCUUUUUUAGUUUUGCAUUUGAAUCGAUUCAGGCAUGAGAAAUGUGUGACUUAAGCACAAAAUAAACUACCAAACAGUUCCCUGUUGUUGAAGAGGUUUUAUGGUCAGUAUCUAGUUUUAGGACAGUGCUUGUGAGUUAAUUAUUCAUAGGCUUCAAUAAUUUUAUUCCAUUACAUUGCGUAUUGUAAAUUUCCACAGAGGGUAGGAGGGGUGUUUCCAUAAUGGUUAAAGAGGCCAUGCUUGACACAAUAUUACCAAUGUUGGUCUAAUAAACAGCUUCUUUCCUCGACACCUACAUUUCUCAUUUCUCUAAGCAGAGCGUCAUCCAAAGUAAACUGUUUUUAUGAGUAAUAUUCUUGGAGUUACCCUGAGUUAACCUGAAGUCAAGCAUGAAAUUAAAUCUAGAAGAAAUUACCACACUGUUAGAUGACGUUAAUCCAACAAAAGAGAGAGAAGAUGUCGUGAAGUAGUUAACGGGUCUGUAGAAUAAUACAAAUUGAUUUAACCAUACAGCUGGGAGGGGUGCAUGGCUUUGUGGUACCAUGGUGUGCACUAGAUUGUGGACUCAUGGCUCUUUUUAUUACUUUGUUUCUAUCAUUUUUUCCUGUGCCAACACAAUAGAUGCUCAUCGCCUGCUUAGACAUAAUGUGUAGUCAGCCAGACAGAAACAAGUACUUUCCUUUUUCAUGGUACACUGCUACUUUUCUCGCUGAUUUUCUGGCUUAUCUUGCUCCUCCCCGCAUCAGUGCACCCCAGCAGCUGGUCGGAGUUGUGGGCCUGGAAAUCCAUGCCCAGAUUAACUCCAACACCAAGCUAUUCUCCGGCUCAGCGGUUUGCUUCUCAGCACCUCCAAACUCCCUGGUGUCAUCCUUUGAUGCAUCCUUACCUGGCACAUUACCCGUAAGUGUUGUCUACCAUGUUUCAAACAAAGUUAACCUGUUGCCUUUUAGAUUGCUUUCAUGUCAGGUCAUCUGGUAAUGCUCCUGUAUGUCCCCAGGUCCUGAACAAACGAUGUGUGGAAGCAGCAGUGAUGACAGGACUGGCUCUGAACUGCACCAUUAACAAGAAGUCACUUUUUGACAGGAAACACUACUUCUACGCUGACCUUCCUGUGAGUUUUUCACUCCCUUUUCUCACUGUCUGUGUACGAACUAGAGUUUAAUAGGUGGUGGGAUGACAGCAGAGGCACCACUGGGGGUACUUCGUUUAACAAACAACAGAGUAGAGACACUAUUGUCCUGCACAUCAUGCUGCAUCAUUGCUUUUUCUCUCAUGUAAGCUGCCUUCACAAAACUCCCAGUGAACUCUCCCCACCAUCAGCUCUAAUUGAAAUUGUGAACAACUCUCGCUGAAGCAGCAGAAAUGUUAUUUGUUACACAUACGGACAAAUAACACAGAAAGCUGUUAAAGGGAAUGACCAGUGUUUGUUUUUUUUCACUUAACAACUCAUUUCCGACUACACCUCGAUCCUGAGCAUUAUCAGGAUCAUUUCAUUCACUGUACUGAGAUGAGAUUUCUUUUUCUUCCCAUAAUUCAGAUAAUUAUUACAGUCACAAUAAACCUUCGGUGAUGUUUUCUGGACAAUUUUGUGGUUGAAGAAAGUUCAAUUGUUACCGCCUGAUAUGAUAAUAACUAGGGCUAGGACGAUAUGCUUUUCCUCCGAUUUGAUUCUUAUAUAAUAUUUUUGGAUUUGGAUUUAAAUUGCGAUUCAAGACUAUUGUCGAUUUUCUCGAUUUUUAAUCUGCAUUUUUAACCCCAGUGAAACAGUUGAAUGAUUAUGAUUGUCUACUGACUAUUUCAGGAAUCAUAUUUCCCCAAAAAAUACACAACGCAUGUAAGUCAGUUUUUAAGAUUUAUUCUUAAAUACAUUUAAAAAAAACGAUUUUUGAUCAAAAAAACGCUCAAAAAAUUAUAAAACAAAAAAAUGCGACACUUGUGUGAAUCAAAUUUUUCUCCCACCCCUAAUAAUAACAUUAGAGUAAAUUACUGCAUCAUUUCCCAACCUGAACACAUCCAUGUAUUUUUCAAAAAUCAUGCCACUUACCAGUAAUAGGAAGUUGCUGCUUUAACUGAACCACUCCCAAAUACUCUCUGGUUCACUGAAUUCCUCAUCGCGUUCACCGUCAAACAGGACGUGGUUUUAUGAAGGGCUUAAAAAACUUUAAAGUCACCAAACAUGACAAACAGUAAACAGGACAUAAGAAAUUUUAAGACAGUUAAUGUUGGCUUCACAUUCCCCACAUAAAAGUUGAUGCUGCUCUGUAACUGUCAUAUGCUUAAAUUAGCAAUGUUUGCUUUAAAAAUUGCACUACAUCAAUUUACAUACUAAAAUAUUUAUUGUAUCGUCUAUUCAAAUGCCCCCUAGAGGCCAGAACUAGUAUUGUGGCAUUAAAUUUCUCUAAUCGCUGUGCUCAAAUCAUCCUAAGUAGGAGAAGCAGGAGAGAUGUGUUUGCAAACAUUCAGUCCAGUGGUCAUGAAAGGACUGCACAGUUGGUAUAUUUCUGGUAAACAUCAUGUCACAGUGGCUUAAUAGCUGUCUGGUAAGGUAGAGGUCUUGGUAAUCCUACAAAAAUUCUCUGUAAUACAAAUGUUUUCAUUUAACAGGCUUACCCAAGUGAUGUUCACUUUGUUCUCUGUAAUGGACUGCUUUGAUGGACAGGUUUCACCGCUGCUCAGAGCCUUUGGGUAAUUUUACUGCCAUUAUGAGUGACAUUUUGAGGGUUAGAAGCAGAAGACAAAAUGUCACAAAAACUCCACAGAGACCUCCUCUCAUGUGUUCAGAAAUGCACAGUGAAAAAAAAGGUUUCGUUGAAUUUUGCAUUUGUAAUUUUCAAAAUCUGUCUCUUUGUGGGAACAACUUCAGGCAAGGUAAUAGAUUUUCUCUUCCUUUAGUAGAAUUUUAGAAACCGCACAAAAGGUGGGCUAAAAAGAGAGCACCCUUAUGAAGAAGUAGCUGGGAAUAUAGAGAAGAAGAGCUUAAGCAGGUUUUUUUAUGGCCCCGUUUAUAUCACUGUAUAUAACCCCUUUUUUGAUAUUUCUCAUUAGUUUCUGCCCUGACAUCAGAGCCGCCUUGCAACAAGAUGUCAUUGAUAACUGCAGUGGAAUUACCUAUAGAUUAUAUUAAAUGUUGUUUUCCCCGUGUAUUAUUUCCCAGACUUAGUGGUUAUCACAAAGUUGCAGCAGCACACACUUUAAUCACCAUGGUAAGGAUACAUUAUCUCACCCCAGGAGGUCCGUGUCUCUUGGAAUUCCUGCAACAAUCCCCUCCAGAAGUGCAGGGAUUACCUUUUGGUUCCUCUUGCUCUAUUGUGUGUUUACCCAAGAUUGCAUCACCUCCCUUGGAAUAAAUCUCAGCAGUUGACACACAGCAGGGGGGAUAAUACCGGAUUACACUUUUUAUUUUUCUCAAAGGUUUACCAACAUCUCAUGCCAGCAGGUUGAGUCUGAACUUUUAUUUGAGUUUGAAAUUGACCGUGUGUCCCUGUGCAAAAUACCUGCUGUUGCACGGCUGAUAAACGUUUACUCUGGAUUACUUUCAUCAGCUGCUCAGGAACAGAGAGCUGCCCCUUGUGUGUUGUGCAUCAAACUGCUUGAUCAGAUGAAGUCAAAGUGGCUUAAAUCGCGCAGAUGAUGGAACAUUUUUCACAGUCGACUCAAACUUUGAGUGUAAUCCAUGCUUGUAAUAUUCAAACCAGCCGCAGAUGUGAGGCAGAAAUCAUCCUGCCCUUGAAAAAUACAUUUGUAAAUUGCAUUGUACAUUAUUGAUAUGUUCCACUCGAACUCCCUGAUUGCAUUUUGUAAAACACCACGGUCGCUCAUUAAAUGAUUUAUGCUCCCACCCAAACAGCAUUCCCUCUUUCAAUGGAGACACAUACAUAAAGUUUUUAACGGCUUUUAAUAACAUGCCUCAGCAGCUCUACACUAACAGACCAGCUAAAGCAAAUAAUUGGAAUUUCCUUGAGAUAUUAAGUGUACAAAUAAACAGACGUGACUUUGGCUGGGGAAGCUAUGACAUGUGUUAAUGAGAGUUUGAAUGGAUGGUUUUGCGACCUGUGUGGGAAGCUGCAAAGAAGAUCAGUGGGCAGGAGCAAGUAAUGAGGUGACCGACGGAGGCUGGUUUGUGUAGAGACUUUGAAAUGAGUCAGAAAAUGACUCAGCAGCUCACAGUGUGAAAAUGAGUUUGUGUAUGUGUGUGUUAAAUCCUGUAAGUACAGUACGUGUGCUGGCAUGCAUCGGUAACUUUGGAUACGGCUCCUCAUUAGGGCUGCUCAAUCUGCUGUCAGGGUGUUAUCUGGGGAACUUAAUGUGACAACCCAGAUCUUAUUAACAUUACAUUUGCCUCACCCUGGAAUAUUGCAGACUUUGGGUGAUUUCUUAUAAGGAAAUGCAAAUGAUCGUCCCUUUCACUCUGUACAAUGUUGCUGCAGCUUUAUCUUGCUGAAGCAAUAUUGACAACCACUGAGAAAAAACUCAGAAAAAGGAAGGAGCUGUAAGUAAGAAACACAGGAUUUCCAAGAAGCUGCUACAGCUCUCACAAAAUCCAGCAGAUUUAAAGAUGACAUCUACCAUAAAGAAAAGAAAUUGAAAAACGAAAACCCCCAAUAGUCUGAUUUUUCCUCUGUUAGAGGAGGGAGUGCUGAGGAGAUUGAUUGUGUAGAUCAGACACAUUGCAUAUAAAGCCAGCGACUCCCUUCUCCCACACUCUCUUUAGCAUAAGUAUGAUAAAUGCGUAGUUCCUGUGAUGUGGUUGCCAUAGUAACGUGUGGAAUUAAAACUUGGGGCUGCAGAUUCUUUUAGGAGAAGAGGAGCAAGUGAAAUAUUUAUUCUUACGGUUAAGUGAGGAGAAACCUGGAGUGAAAUGGCAGCAUUCCUGCUGCAUGACAACUACGGCGCAGCCAAUCAGGAAGCACCGUGCUUAAUUGAUGCUUCCUCCCUGACCUUUACAUAGACUCAUGACACUGACUGUAGAAUAUUCAUCACUGGUAUGUCACUGAAAUGUUGGAGUCUGAAUUGAAAACUCUGAGAACACAUGUUUUACAUCCAUAACCUCCAAUGUUUUUUAUCUACUCUGUAAAGAAAAGAAUCUUUUGGUUACACAAAAUGAGGGAAAAUUCAAUACAGAUACUUAAAUAAACCAGACAAAUAGAGGAAUUUUCGGAAAAAAAACUAUUCUACAUGUUCUUUUCUAAAACCUAUUAACAAAUUUUGAUGCAUAUUAAGAUGGAAAACUUGCUUUUACUAUCCCGUUUCACAGAAGUGAAGAUAAAACAGCACUGCAAGAGCAUCAUACUCAACAGAGAUGCCAGUCAUGUUGCUAUAACAUUUUUUGUGAUAUUGAUAAAAAAAAAAACUUGGAGAAAAGACACUAUUAUUGAAAUUAGAAAGAGCAAGACAAGGGCGGUGAAACACAUGACUUAAAAUUUUAACUAAUAAAUGCAAUUGAUGUUUUUCCAUGAAUUGACACUAAACAUGAAAAUAAAUAAUGUUUGAUUGAUUGAUUGAUUGAUUGAUUGAUCAUCCUUUUCUAAUGAAAUAUGUUUUAUCUGUGUCACCAAGCCCAUGAAAGACACUUCAAAUUAAACUACAACUCACUGUCCUCUUCUGCGUGUGACUCUGCGUUACAUGUUUUUCACAAACAUCCCCUCUUUUUUACAAAAUUCAAAACAACCUCUGAACUGGUGAGGAAACUUUUUUUAGUAGAAGAGUAGAGUACCUUAUUCCCAUCCAUCAUUUUCUCUAACAUAAAUUGCUAUACAUAGGGGUAAGGCUAGCUGGCAAGCUGGAUUCUGAGUAUUCUUUUUCUGAGACUGCUGCUGCUUCUUCAUCCUCCCACUUUUAUAUAGGGGAUGGCAGCCUUAAAGAACCCCUUCCACCUCUUACUAUGAAGCAAGUAGUUAUUACCACAUGCUUAUUUUAAGUACUACAAUAAUGUGCCAUAGGAAGAACUGAAGUUAAUGACAAAAACAAAGUGUUUGAUUUUAUAGUUUGUCCCAUGUCCCAUCUGUUAACAUGGGGGAGGCAGGUUUUAUUGCAGCCAGUCAGGAGGGGGAGCUCUAACUGUCUUGGCUUUCCUUUCAUGCUGCAGUUAUGCUGUUCAUUAUUAUUCAUAGAGUCUGUGGGACACACACUUAAACUCGCUAGAAUUGCGUCUAAUAAUAUCUGCAUUGUGGUCGUUUAUCUUCAUCUGGAUUUUGGAUCAUAAUUGCUCAGUCCAUUUCAAAGUAAAUACCAUCUAAAAAGGGCCGUCUUUUAUACAAGCGUCAAGCAUGGCAUUGUGCAGUUAUUUCUGAUUGGUACAUUGUUGGAAUUUUCAUUAUUCAUACUGGUGCAGCAUUAUGUCCUCUAUUAAGCACUCAGCCUUACUGCCAAGAGUUUUAUAGCACCGAGUUUCCUCAUAUCAGGGUGAUGUACUUUUUGUAUUAAAUCCAGGCCGGAUACCAGAUCACUCAGCAACGGCAGCCCAUCGCAGUCGACGGCACGCUGACUUACAGCCUGCUCGGAGGGAAAAAGAGAAACCAGGUGAUCAGGAAAAAUGUCACCAUCAAACAGAUUCAGCUGGAGCAGGACAGCGGCAAGAGUCUGCAUGAUGACCUCCACAGUCAGACUUUAAUUGACCUCAACAGAGCAGGUAGUGUGGAGAGCAUGCACGAGUGUGUGGCUUACAAUUGUCGGAGAGGUCAGAGGGUUUCCAGUAGCUUUAAUAACUUUUUUUUCUCUCAUAUGCAGUAGGAAGAAACAUUGAAUUGAUUUUUAAAUGUGUUUCUGUAGCCAAAGACUGAAAAAACUGUGCAGCUGAACAAAUGCUCUGUUUUCUGCUGCUUAAAUAUUUCAUAAAUACAGUCAACAAAUACGGAAAAGUCCUUUCUUUUUUACUUUUUUAUCUUAAGUAGCUGUUAAUAAGUGAUAACCAAAACCUUUUGACAAAAGUAUUAAUACAUUUUAUUCCCUUUUUAAACUUUUGUUGAUAGAAAUUAUAGAAAUGAAUGUGGACCAGCUUCUCUUUUACAAGAAAGCAAAUGUUCAGACAGACAUACGCUUUAUAUUUAUACGGGUCAUUUCUCUUGAGCUUUGCUGCAAAAUUCCAUGGAAUAGAUACCCCUGAGAUGUUCAACGCAGCUGUCUCCACAUGCUUCAGGUGUAGGCCUAAUGGAGCUGGUGAUGGAGCCAGACAUGAGCUGUGGAGAGGAGGCUGCUGCAGCUGUCAGGGAGCUUCAGCUCAUCCUGCAGGCCCUGGGCACCUGUCAAGGCAACAUGUCAGGUAAGGAUAUCACUCACUGUCAUUGUCUCUUUGCCUGCCUGAUUUUAUUUUCAUACCUGAGCUGAGCUGCUGUACCCCUGUAGUAUGGAGGAGAUUUCUCACCAAGCAUGUAUUUUUUAUCACCUUCGCCUACAGAGGGACAGCUGAGAGUGGACGCCAAUGUGUCUGUCCACAAACCAGGCGAGCCUUUGGGGGUCAGGGCCGAGGUGAAGAACAUAAACAGUGUACGAUACCUGGCCAAGGCUAUAGGUAAGCAUCGAAGACAAUGAGUUUUACUUUCAGGGAGGAUUACAGGAUGAAUCAAAUACUUCUGAAGAAAUCUCAGCUGGCUGAAUCAUCUGAAACUUGGACUGUGUGUUUGAAGUUAGGAGUGUGUUACUGCACAAACUGGAAGUAAAAUAUAAGUAAUAGUGAAUUCUUGAACCUAAUUAAUGACAGUUUAUUUUCUCAAGCAUAGUACUUCCAAAGUUUUCUAUCAAAAUCCAUGUACUGGUGACUCUGAGGCUAAAUACACUAUAUAUCUCAUUUUUCAGCCGUUUUUGUUACUUGUUAUAAUCAAUAUAACAGAGAAUUUUUAAUGUAAGAGUAUUUUUUUAUUAAAGAAAAUCUUAUCUUGUUUCUUUUUAAAAGUCACAUUUAUCAUUCAUAUGAAUAUUUGCUGUGAAAAUGUGGACAAAGGCUCUUUCUAUUUCAAAUUCACACCUCACUCUUGUUGCCCCAUGGCAGCAGUUACAGGAAUAGAAAAUCACUGAAUGGUGAGUCUUGUUGCUGAUGGUCUGCUUUGCUAUUUUGGGUCAAAAAGAGGCUUCAGUGUCGAUUUUAGUCUGUUUGUAAAUCAGUGAAAAUCUCACAGGAGCUUUUAGCACAGUCAUAACCACUUACAACAUUAAAAUGCAGAAUAAAUGUGAUAAAUAUAAUCUUUAGGUGUAUAUUUGAAUAUCACAUCUGCAUUUGGUUACUCUAUUUCGAGUAACCAAAUGCAGUGUUGCACUACUUAUAAAAAGCAAUAAAAGCAAUAUUCGUCUUACUCUCAGACUCCCUUUCCAAUUCAGUAGGACCCUAUUUUGGUAGGUGAAAAUAUUCUUUACUGCUACCAAAUUCCUGCAUCCUAAGAAAUUAUUUAAAAUUUAAUUCCAAAAGCAACUAAAAAAAAAAAAUAGCAACAAGUUACUCUGCAAUAUGCAAAUGCUAAACUUUAAAGCAGUGGUUCUCAAGUCCAGUCCUCGAGCCCCCCCUGUCCUGCAUGUUUUGGAUGUUUCCCUGCUCCAACACACCUGAUUCAAAUGAUCAGCUCGUUAUCAAGAUCUGUAAUGGCUUAAUAACGAGCUGAUCAUUUGAAUCAGGUGUGUUGGAGCAGGGAAACAUCCAAAACAUGCAGGACAGUGGGCCUCGAGGACUGGACUUGAGAACCGCUGCUUUAAAGUAUGUGUUGGUGAAGAAGAAAAUGAGGGGGAAAUAUGACUCGUCAUGAUAUGUUGUGUUUUUGUUUCAGUCUUGUCAUUCGGUCGGGGUUUAUUGUCAGCCUUAGGUGUACCUGGCAGUCCUUUUUACAAACUUUGCCAUACUUAGCUAGCAGUGUGAACUCUGUGCAGUGUUUCAUACAGUCUCGCGGCACCCCUUUUGCCGUACCUCCAGGCACGCCCACCAGUUUAAGCAUCACUGCCCUGAGCUCUCAUUUGUUUUCUGUAGAAGAGAAAGGAAGUUUGAUAUAAGUUGACAAAACUUGUGGAGCAUAAGUGCAGGACUGACAACUUAUCACAAACAAGUAGUGAUCUGAGCAUGUGGUGCUGAAUCGGCCUCUCACUUAAAACAAAAAUAUACAGUUUCUCUCGACUCAGCUUUCACUGACUGUGGAUUGAGCUCCUCUUAAAUAGCAGAUCAAGGAAAAGUACAGCCUGUUACAUGCAGGAUUUAAGGCCUGGCUUGACAUACCACGGCACUGUGCUUAAAUUAUUUAUCAAUAAAGUUGUUAAACAUUUACUGCUGCUGAAUCGGUAUUUAAAAGUCAUGUAGAAAAACAUCAUUUGUCACAGUUAUAAUGUGUCAGCAGUCACAGACUUGAUGACUGCCAGUGCAUCCCGGCAGAUGUUUGGCAUUUACCUCACACAAUUAUAUUUGUGUGUACUGGAGUUAUUGAAUAAACUGUCUGUGUUUGUGCUUGUUUGAUUUUUUUUACACCACCAGACUUCGAGAUCCAGAGACAGAUCGAUGUCCUGCAGAGAGGCGGGACGGUGCAAAAUGAGACCCGGGCAUAUGACUCCAAAUCAGGGUAAGAGGAUGACAGAGCAGGGCCACAACAUGAUGCCAGACUUCAGCUGCUACAACCCCCUCUGCCUGGGAUCUGUGCCUGCUUCAUUAGUCUCGAGCUCUGCUGAGGAGGCACCAUCAUAGUAAUCAUGAUGAAUAGAGCCAUUUGGAUGCUGCUGUCACCCUGUGUUAUCUGUGAGCGGUGUGUUACUCACAGGUUUUAUGAGCUCUUAGAAUGAGCCAGCUCGCACACAGCUGAGGCCUUGAUCAUCCUCUGGUGCUCUACCUCCUUCUCAUGUGGCCGUGCAUGUUCAGGAUGCACGAUGAAGCAGAUGAUUGGCUGAUUUUUCCUCACCCCUGAGAGACUGGCCAAUUAUUUGAUGAUACUUGUUUAUAUAUUUAUCCAUUUUUUUGUGAUCAGCUGUGAUACAACUUGAAGAUUUGACUGACUAGAGGGUUCUAGUCACUGGUUGAUUUGCUGAUGAUUAUAGAGACAAACAAUUUGGCGUAUAAUUUCUCAGGAAAAAAAAAAUGGUUUAUACAUAUUGCAGUUUUCCACAAUGGGAGCUAAUAGGAUAAAAAAAACCUUGUUUCGUCUUGCCAAAAUCCAAAGAGAUUGUGUCUACGACUGCAGGAAACAACCAAUUUGAGGUAUUUUUGCUUAAAAAAUGAACUCCACUUUUACAUGAUUCUUAGAUUUACUGCUGCUUGAUUAUCUGUUGAUUAUCAUUUUGAUUAAUGUGUUAAAAUGCUGUGGAACCUUUGCUGUAAAUCCUUUAAUGCAUUUUAGAGGCGCCAGCUUAGAUUUGUUGGGUGAGCAGGCGCUACAGUCUUCAGCUCUCAGACAUCCUUUGGUGUAUGUCUAUCACCCUCUCCUCCCACCAUUUCUCAUCACUCUCUAGCUGUCCCAUUAAAUGUAACCCAAAAUGAACAUCUAGUAUAUAUUUUUAUUCAAGAUCCUUACUGUCUAGAUUCUGUGUAUUUUUAGAUGGAAUUUAGACGUUGCACUUGAACCCAGCAGCUGUGAGUUGCAUAACUGAACUCCAAGUACUUAACCAAAAUAAUCAUGAAAGGUGUUGAGCAAUAUACAGUGUAGUAUAGAUAUAGCUGUGUUAGCUGGCUAGUCUGAACUUGGUCUAAAUUUAGACCCCUAAAAAAACUUUUCAUUUUUAGACCUGUGGUAGCCUGAUUUUAGACCAGUCGUGAAGGCUACAUUUAGACGUCUAUUAGACCAAAAAAUCCUUAGUAGGAUACUAAAAGUAGGAUAUUUUGCGAACUUAGACCCACUUACGAAAUUUUUGAUACUUUACAGUACUAUAUGUGUGUCCAAAUGUUCAGGAACAUGCUUGAUUUGUUUUUUCUUGCAGCUGCGGUCAUGUUUCUCAACGCCUGCUAUGUGUGUUGUCGCUCUGCCCUCUGUCACAGUCACUCCACUGCUCUCCUCAUUAACAGUUUAGCAAAAACCAAUGUUUGUUAGGUCAAUUUAAGAUCAAGGAAGGACACACAUUUUAUAUUUAUGUUAGUUGGCAAAAGGGAGGGACAGGGAUGUCAUCAGGGCUUUAUAUUUUCUUUUAGUCUUGAUCUGUGGACUGUUUACAGAGAUUCACAGCACUGUUUUACUGGUUUCAGUCCAAAAAUGUUGAAUUGUUACAACCCUGCUUAUAAAUAAAUGGAAAUCCUUUUUUACAUGUGAAUCUGUAUCCCCAGAGAAACCAUUCCUAUGAGGGACAAAGAGGGUCUUCAAGACUACAGGUGAGUUCUCAUUUGUCAUCUCUCUUUUUAUUUAUGCUUGUAUUGUUAAGGAAACUUUAAUUUUGACAUCAAAUUCUCUCUUAAGUGGAUGCUCUGCUCCCAGUGGAGGCUUAAAUGGAUUGAAGUAAACAAACAUCUCUCUGGUUUGAACCUGAGUUAGUGCAUGUGUGCGUUUAGCGUAGGGGGAGGAGAGAUUGAUCGACAGGUUUAAGGAUGAUAGAGCCGAAUGAUAAGAGGACUAUUAGUGCCUAACAAAAAACCGACCACCUCUCCUCUGAGAUUAUCAGCACUGCUGAUAAAGCAUCCACCCUCUCUCCCCUUUUUUUUUUUCCUUUCCUGCACUCCAGAUUUAUGCCAGAGCCCAACCUGCCCCCUCUGAUUGUUUACGAGGAUAACACAUCGCUGCCCGCUGGCGUUGAUGCGAGCCAGGCGGUGGUGGUGCAGAAGAUAAGAGAAGGGCUGCCAGAGCUACCCAGUGUCAAAAGAGACAGGCUGGUGCAGACUUACAACAUCCUGCCGGAGCAUAGCUUUACUCUGGUGGUGAGUUUAUGAGAGUGUGAAGGGCAAAAAAAAUAAUAAAAUGAGAGGAGUUGAUGCCCUUACUGGGUCUGCUUUUUGCAUGUUUUUCUUUUUAAUUGCAAUCUGAUCCACUCUGAGCUCCACUUGGACGAUAGAGUCUGGAUACAGUUCAGUGGGCAGUUGUGUACUGCUGUAGUCUACUGAGCUGAUUUAUCCUAAUUAGAUAAUAUGCAUACAAAGAACUUUAUGGUGGUCUGUUGCAGAAUGAGGACGGGUUGGUGGAGCACUUUGAGGCAGUGCUGAGGGCGACAAAGAAGGAGCCCAGGAAGGUGAUUGGCUGGGUGACAAAUGAGCUCCUGGGUCACCUCAAACAACAAGAUAUGAGCGUGAGCCAGAGGUGAGACUCACUCACACACACACACACACACACACACACGCAUGCAUGCACAACCAUCCAGGUCAGUUCUACAGCAUUCGCACAACGCCAACACAGCUCCCGAAUGCAGCGCUAUUCUGCUGCAAACGUUCAGGUCUUUAGAUGUCAGCGCCCCAGAACAAGACCCCUCUGUGCCUCGCUCUCUUUGUUCCUUUUGAAUGUUUUAUCUGAGAGGUGAUUUGAGUUGUGGGAGGAGGAAAAAAAAGAACAUGCACAGAUAGAGGUUUCCAUGGGGAGAAGGUGUAACUGUAGCUGCUUUCUGCUGGGGAGUCAGCGGGUCGUGAGAUAUUUCUCUCUGGAUUUCUCAAACUUUUGGCAAUUUUUAUCAAAUAAUGGAAACUUUUUCAGCCCAAAGACUACACUGUCUAAGAAAGCAUCCUGAAAUAAAAAAAAAAGUCCAAUCUAUCUCUAUGGCCUCCAAAAUAACGGGUGUUGAGAGCAUAGACUGCGAAAACAUGGAAGUAGUCUUAAUGACAAUAUCCUCUGCAUUACAAAGCUAAUUGAUGACGGUCACCAUAGUUGGGAUACUUGCUCACUGCGCAAUGCAACGUUGAAAUGACAUUUAUUUAACGUAUUUUUUCGACAAAAAAAAGGUACAAAUUUGGACGUCAUUUCAACGUCUUGAAGAGGUCCAAUAAUAACGUCUAAAUCUUGGAUCCAUUUUGUACAUUGUGCCGGCAUCUAGAUUUGGUCUUCAGAUGACGUCGAAAUUCUAAACAUCAGAGUGACGUCCAAAAAAGGUCCAAUAUGGACGUCGAAAUUUCUAACCUAUUUUGCACGUCCUACUGACGUCUAGAUGUGGUCUUUGACGGACCGACCCAAUACUGACUUGAUCUGCACGUCUCUUCGACGUCCGAUGUUUGGUGGAUGUUCCUCCUUAUUUCCAACUGGAACUAUAAAUAACCACACACACACACAUUUUGUGUUAUCUUCUGUGUAAAUAUGGUACAAAUCCACAAGAACAACAGCAACCAUAUACAGCAAGUAGGAGAUGUCAUCCCAAAUGGAUUAACACCACAUGAUCAUUCAAUCCUCAGUAAAUAAAAGAAGGCCAAAAACAUUCAACACAUGGAGCAGUUUGGAUAAGAAGAUGGUCUGGUGGCAGCUUACAGCAUUGGCAUGUAGGACUGAGUGAAGAUGGAGUCAGACUGAUACUGACUAAAUUCACUCAGUGGCCAAAAGAGCAGGACAGCAGGGCAUAGCAUGCACAUAAACUGCAGGAGCUUGGCUAACAAGAGCUGCCCAUAAAGUCAGUGAUAAUUCAUGUUGUCACUAAAAUUUACAAACUCUUGUCAAGAGCUCUUGUUAUCCUGACACUUACUACAUAUGGCAUCAUGUCUUCCCUGCAUUUUCUCACAGCAGUGCUGUGAUAGUGGGGAAAAAAACUUCAUAUUAUCUAAAUGAGAUAUCUAGGACAAGAAGUAAACUGUCUAUGCCUGACACCGACGAGCCCACAGUCUAUGGAGAAACAAGAGGCAAAAUUUGGCACGAUGAGGGCCUGUGUCCUCUGGAUCUUUCUUUAUCAAUUAAUUAUAUUCUUAAGCUGGCAGCACUUAUUUUCUGCACUAAACCACACACUUGGGCAUCAACUGUCCAAUGCACUGUCGACAUAGGCUGAUUUUUCGCAGUAUAUUUUGCACCAAAAAUAAAAAAGUUCAUAUAAAGUCCAGAGUUCAACCUCUGUAUUGAGAAGUGCUGCAAAGUUGUUUGUGGACACAGGCCCUUAUACUGAUGAUUAUUAGGCUGUGAUAGACAGCCAGUGAGCGCUUGUUUGUGAAUGAAUGGAGCAGCUAAUAUGAGUCAGCUUCUGUAGGGGGAAUUCAGCGCUCUCAUAGCUGUUGACACGCUCCUUUCUCAGUGACAAUGAGGGCACAGUGAAGUUGUCUCCUGACUUUUAUGAAUGUGGCCUUGUGGGGUUGUUGUUUUUUCCUGGUAUACACAGACUGGCCUCGAUCUGAGCUUAAAUCAAAUAAAAAGAUUGUCUUUGUCUUUAAUCACAGCAAGUUGCACGGCAGCAAAAAUCUUCAGACAACCAUACAUCUGACUUUAAACUUUCCACCCUUGAUUUUAAGAAAUCUUUACAUGUUUUGGACUCAGUUAAAGAUACCGGUGAGAUCAAUAAAAACUCGCUGAACUGUUCCCUCACUGUUCCCCCUAAAGGCUUGAGUGAAAUAAAACACUCCUACCUGCUCUGUAAAAUACUCACAAUAAUGUUUUUAUUGCCACGUUGAGGACUGACAGCAUGUCCGACUAAGAUGGAUCAAAUACCAGUGAACAAUUUUGAUGGUGAUGUUUGGUUUGAUUGACACUGAGGAUUAUUGCAUUCUUAGCGGUAACAGUCACAGAUUAAACUGUUGCUCACUGUACAGAAAUACCUUAUGUGAGUUCAUUAAUCUCCUCAUAUUUCCUAAUUCCUCAUGUAUGUUGGUGAGAAGCUCUGCAACAGUCUGACAGUCCUUCAGAGUAAAAGCCUGUUUUGACAAAUCCAAUUAGAGGAGCUUUUUUGGUGGAAAAAAAAAGUUAUUUUUGAUCCCUCCCUGCAGAAGGCCUGUUGGCUGGAACAUGUUUUUCCUUGAAAUUGAAUGAAAGUCUUUUUGAUAAUUUGAUAAAAAGAGAAGCCGUCAUAGUACCUUCCACAAUUGAGCUUCAGAAAAAACGUUGAGAUGUUUAUCCAGCCUCUGGCUGUGAAAAAACAGCUACCUCCAGCUGCUUCUGUUUAUUCCAGGCUGUGACGCUCAGAGAUUUAUUUCAACUUUGCUUCUUUGAAAUGGCAGUUUAUCAGUAACUUGGUAGCUGGCUCUCUUUGCAUCAGAAGGCUGUUUUUGAAACUUUGACUGAAGAUCAGUCACCUGAUCAAGACUUUACAAACUUCACUUUUGCAUGUUGAGUCAGUCUCCAGUUUUGUGAUUGUUCUGAGUUGAUAAUUUAAAUGAAUAUUUUGUGUUAACCAGAGCUUCAUUUUUACUUAUUAAAACUUUGUUCUAACUAAGAACAGUUAUCAGAGUUAUUACUGAGUUAAUUAGGUUGAAACCAUUGAUGUUUUGACGUCAGAGCAGAUGCUGUGAGCUUUACUUUAUCUUCCACUUCCAGAGUGUUUUAAAGCAUUUAUGUUUUUGAGUAAACCACACAGUAGCUGAUUUAUGCAGGAUGCUGCAUUAGCUUUGGUUGAAAGAGGAAGAGUUACAGAAAAACAAAAAGUGGCCGGCAGGACUGUCAAAAGCUGCAGACGGAGAAGCCACAGCAGUACUCAGACUUUUUUAGACACAGGGAACUAUCAGAAUAAAGGGUUUUGGUGGCUUUUCUGAUGGAUGCAUGUUAACUGUAUUAUCACUGUUAAUAUCAAUCUUCUUACCCAGCCGAUCAUCUAUAAUGUGUCCAAGCCUCGUCUUCAUCCUGAGCAUCAUGAUUCAGUAAGACCUUGGGAACUGGAGUAGUGAAGUAGUCAGAGAGGUGACACUCCAGACAUAUCCGCUGGUGGAAGUGCUUCACUGAGCACACCAUAAGUCACUCUUAUGGGGUGACCUCUCAGAACAGAGUGCUGGGUCUGCUGCCUCUGAGAGGAAACUCCAACAGUCCAGGAGCUAAUUUGUGAGAGGAUGGUGGCCUGAUGAUGACACAUGUGCACUUGUGUCUCACAUGAAAAAACAGACCAAAGGAUUUCAUGAUGGUCUCUUUGUCAGUGGCUACUAUGUGUUUUUGUAGACCUCUUUCGCGGCAAAAUCAAUGGGAAUUUUUAAGAACCUCUAGUUUGGAUCACAGCUUUAUUUGUCUCAUCAAUAAAUAAGACAAACCUGGUUUGUAAAGAUGGAUACUUUUCAUGUGUUUUCUUUGGAUAACUGGACCAUGUUUGGUUUGAGAUUUAGCUGAGACUGGCUGUCUGGCCUGCAGUACAGUGAAUGAAACUGUCUCUGUUUAAUAUAUUCUGACAGGCUUUUUUAUUCUGUGCGUCGGCUAGCCCCGGGAAUAAACAAGAAGACAGAGAGACAGAGAUAUCACAGUCAGUUUUCAUACACUGAUAGUCUCUUUCAGCCUGACACUCCCACUUGUUCCCUCUCCUUCUCCCCUCCAUUUAUAUCCGUGAUUCUUCAUUACAUCUAUUAAACUGUAAUUAAAUCCCCUCUUCAUCUGAUUACAGCCCCAUCUCUCCCUCUGCCCUGGCUGAGCUGCUGGAGCUCCAGGAAACAGGACACAUCUCGUCUUCGGCUGCCAAGCAGGUCAGACAGCUGCACAGAGCGUGCAAUUAUCCCCUUCUAUCCGUCACUCAAAACAAACAGCCCAGCCAGCGCCUGUUUGCUUUCAGCUUCUCACCUUUUUCCUCCUGGUUUCUCAGGUGUUUCAGGAGAUGUGGGCUUCACCUGGUAAGACGGCUUCGCAAAUCAUCCAGGAGAAGGAGUUGGGUCUUGUUAGCGACGCUUCACAUCUGCAUAAUAUCUGCCAGAAGGUGGUCGACUCACACCCUGAUGAGGUGAAAGUUAAUUAUAACCUUUAUUUAUUAUCCAGAGACGUUGAGGGGUCACGUAAGUGCCAUCAUAUUUGCUAUAUACUGUGGUAAUUCUUUGCUGUGUUUCUCUGUAGGUUCAGGCCAUCAGAAACGGGAACAAGAGAGUGCUGAACAAGCUGAUGGGGCUGGUUCAGAAAGAAACCAAAGGCAGAGCUGAUCCAGUCUUAGUGAGAAAAAUCUUAGAAGAGAAGACUUCUUGAUCAUCAGACUGUCCAUUCAUCACAAAUGUGACAAAUUUAUGACAGGAAAUGACAAUUCAGAUGACCAUGUCCAUUUUACACGGCAGUAUAUCUGUGUAAAAUGGAUAUACUGCCGUGUAUAUGCGAGUCGGUGAGAUUAGUGAUGAAGCUGAAAGAAGUUUCCUGAGAGAUUUUUUGUAAAUGCUGAAGGAAAUUUGUACUGUAAAAGAACCGGUUUCUCCUGUAUUUAUUUGUGGUUCAGAAAGUAAUAAAGUUGUUUUAUUUAAAAAAAAACUU